This is a messenger RNA of Purpureocillium takamizusanense, 1799 nucleotides long. RefSeq lists its product as uncharacterized. Bases 604 to 1620 code for a protein of 338 amino acids. Gene Ontology annotation, cellular component: cytoplasm; mitochondrion. Lineage: Eukaryota; Fungi; Ascomycota; Sordariomycetes; Hypocreales; Ophiocordycipitaceae. Gene Ontology annotation, molecular function: 2-dehydropantoate 2-reductase activity; NADP binding. The record is from RefSeq and is a predicted model, not a curated record. The transcript has a single exon.
CAUCAUUUACGUCGCCCAUUACGUUGCCACACACCUGCGGUUUUGUCCGAACGGCCAAUCUCCCUUUCGGUGUCAUAUCUUCUUACGCUCUGCAAGUGAGACGUCGCUGUCUGCUACGUGCCCUGAUGCGCGCACUCCGGCAGUCGUGAGCGCCACCGACCCUCGAAGUCCGACGCCCCCUUUGCACUUGUUGCGCCGAACACCACCACGACCGUCAAGGUGGCGGAUCCCAGUCGCUUGCGGUUAUCCGCACGAAUACUUCAGACACGGCCACGAUGGAGUCGAGAUAGCCUGCGCGCCGGCCGGGUGGCCACGAGGCGGCGCUACGGGACCGUCGCGUCCAGCUCCGACAGACACACAUCCCGCGACCGGGUGGCCGCGGACGAGGCGGCGUUGCCCAUACGUCAUCCAUGGUCCAGCGCGCUGCAGCCCGAGCCGGCCAUCGUGAAGCCACGGCCCUCUCCGCAAUUCUACGUGCCUUCUGUCUUGUUACCAGCUGAAGCCGCAAAGGCCCCGACCGUGCACAAGAUUCACAUCCUGGGCGAGGACGAGCGAUCCAAGUUUAUCGCGCACGCUCUCUCAGGCGUCUACGACUCUGUCGAGAUGCUGGGGUGGCGAAAUACCUCGUCGAAAUACCGCAACAUCCAGAGGGCCAAGCCCGGCAGCCGGCGAUCUGUCAAGGUCGAAGCGAAUAUGGCAGUUCCACGAAUACUGGCACAAGAGGACGACUCACAUAUUGAUCAGCUCGUGGUGACUGGAAAGGGCCACGAGGCAGCAGACGCUCUCGAAGCGGUCAAGCAUCGAGUCGAUGAGAACACGACGGUGUGUUUAAUGAAUGACGGGCUCGGCGUUCUGGAGGACGUGCGGCGCAAAAUCUUCGAGGGUGCAGAGACGGGCCCGAGCUUCUUGCUCGGCCAUAUGAGCCAUCGCCUGGCAUUCAAUCGGACAUAUGACUCGGUCAAGCAGCUCAAGAACGGCGAGACGAGAUUCACGCUCGCGGAACUCUCGCCGCACAAAGGGAAGCAGGCGCGCCAAGAACCGCACAAGACGGAGACGCGGUCUAAUUUCAUACAAACACUCCAGGAGGCCACGGAUCUUCACUCGUCUCUGACGACAUACGACCAGUGGUUGCGCUUCAAGCUUCCGUCGGUCAUUUUCGACUCGGUCGUCGAGCCGGUCUGCGUGUUACUGGAAAUGCCAUACCAGGGCUUACUUCAGAACCCAGCAGCUCAGAGGAUGAUGCACAGCCUCCUUUCUGAGAUUGUUCAGGUAGUGGAGAACAUGCCCGAGGUGGAGGGGUCCUCGGUGCUGCAGAGCUACGUCCACGGCCGCGGGAUCAAGAGGCUGCUGCACAGUCGCAUCAUGGCGAAGCGCGCGCAGCCCAGCCAGCUCGUGCGGAGGAUCGAGCACGGGUUGCCCACAGAUGUUGAGUAUCUCAACGGCUACUUUUUGCGACGCGGUCACAAGCUCGGGCUGGAUCUGCGGACGAACAUUAUGAUGCGCGACAUGAUCAAGGCGAAGCACUCGCAGGCGAUUGAGAGGCUCAACUCCUACAUACCCGUCGAGGAGACGUCGAUACCAAGCGACUUGGCAUUUCGGUAUCGGACGGUGCCCCGAUGACGGAGAGUACCUGAGAAGGGAUCAGCUGUAUAUUUUGUUGUAUAAGCAUAGCAUGGGUGUGUAAAUUAUGGUCACGAGCUUAGAUCCCAUUCACGGUCGGUCACGUCUCAGGCGCGGCCGGUCUCAAAUACUCUUUUGUCCAGUAUGAGUAGGACUUUCUUCCGAGUCAAUAGUUGCCC